AUGACUCAGGCCGCCGACGGCUCGAGCUCGACCGUCAACGGCAUCAAAGACUCAUACUGCGAUGUGCUCAUCAUUGGCGCUGGACCUGCCGGUCUCAUGGCAGCCAAUUGGCUCGCCGUCCAAGGCCUAGGUCCCUCCGUCCGGAUCAUCGACAAGCGCAACGACAAGAUCUUCAAUGGCCAAGCUGACGGUCUGCAGUGCCGGUCGCUCGAGAUCCUUCACAGCUUCGGGCUCGGCGAAGACAUCUGGCGGCAGAGCAACCGGAUGAUCGAGAUGCGAUUCUGGAACCCAGGUCCGGACGGCAAGCUGCAGAGGACGGGAAGAAAGCCGGAUACGAUUCCAGGCAUAUCACGCUGGCAGCAGUGCGUGCUGCAUCAGGGCAGGAUUGAGAAGGCCUUCCUGGACAGCAUCGCCAAGCACUCGCGCGGGAAGCUCAGCGUUGAGCGUGGCAUCCUGCCGGAGACGCUGGCGGUGGAUGAGGCUGGCAUCGAUGAUGCGAAGGCCUACCCUGUGACGGUCGAGGUGCGAAAGUUGUCCGAGGAGGAAGCGACGCCCACGCAGAUGGGCAAGAGCGUGCCCAAUGGUCCGUUCCGCUCAUCCCUAGCGCCCGAUGACACGCCUGCUGGAGCCUCAAACGGCGCGCCCAGCGCGUCUGGUCCGCGCGAGAGGAUCCACGCCAAGUACGUGAUUGGCUGCGAUGGUGCCCACUCGUGGACACGCCGUCAGAUGGGAAGCAAGAUGGAGGGCGACCAAACAUCGUUCAUAUGGGGCGUGCUUGAUGCGAUCCCCAUCACCGACUUCCCAGAUGUCCGCAACAGGUGUGCUAUCCACUCCGCCGAAUCGGGCAGCAUGAUGAUCAUCCCACGCGAGGAUGGGCUAGUGCGUUUCUACAUCCAGGUGUCCGAGCUGAACAAGGGCGUCGACCGCUACAGCAUUACACCAGAGAUGAUCCUCAAGACCGCCAAGGCCAUCAUCGCGCCGUACACGCUCGACAUCGGCGAGGGCGACCUUGACUGGUGGACCGCCUACGUGAUCGGCCAGCGCACCGCCGACAAGUUCUCGCUGCAUGAUCGCGUGUUCAUCGCCGGCGAUGCGUGCCACACCCACUCUCCCAAGGCGGGCCAGGGGAUGAACACGUCUAUGCAAGACACGUACAAUCUGACGUGGAAGAUCGCCUCUGUGGUCAAAGGGAUCUCGCCAAGGAGUAUCCUGCCGACGUAUGAGAUGGAGCGCAAGCAAAUCGCACAGGACCUAAUCACAUUCGACCACAAGUUUAGCAGACUGUUCAGCGGGAAGCCGGCCAAGGACGAGGCUGACGCUGCGGGCAUCUCGAUGAGCGAGUUCCAGAAGGCUUUCGAGCAGGGCAACCGCUUCGCGUCGGGUCUGUCAGUGGACUAUCAGCGCUCGUUGCUGACGGUCAAGCCUAAGGGUGCGCCUCAGUCAACGGUCGAAGGCGGUACGGCUGUGGCCCACGGGGAGGUGGCAGGUCCAGCGGAGGGUGUGGUCAGCGAUGCUUCGCUGUCAGCUGAGUCGGCGGGCGAGACGCGCAUCGAGGUGGGCAAGCGAUUCAACACGGCCCAGGUGAUCUGCCAUGCCACGGUGCUGCCGUACGAGCUGGCCGACUGGAUCGUCUCGGAUGGAAGGUGGCGGGUGGUCUACUUCUGUGGCGAUAUUCGCGACGCUGCCUGCAAGAACGAGAUGCAACAAUUUGGUGACUACCUGGCUUCGCGGCUGGUGCCUCGCUUCACACCGCAAGACCAAGACUUCGACUCGGUGAUCGAGGUGCUCACUGUCUCAGCAACGCCGCGUGUAGAGAAUGAGAUGCAGGACUACCACCCAGCACUCCGGCCGAGCACCUCUCACCAUCAUCGCCCCACCCCAGAUGGGAGCUACAAUGUCUCCCCUGACUACCACAAGAUCUUUGUCGACGACGAGACCUACCACCAAGGGCACGGUCGUGCGUACGAGAAGUACGGCGUGCGGACCGACAGGGGUACGGUGGUGGUCAUCCGACCCGAUGGCUACGUAUCGCUGUUGGUGGAAGCAAAAGAGUACGCACAGCUGGGCGACUUCUUCGGCAAGUUCUUGCUGCCUCCGGGCGAGCAUGUGACUCAUCAGCACACUCGGAAGAAGCGGACAACGCCGAAGCUGAUGAGCGUCGAAAAGGGAGGUGAAGAAGCGUCCAAGUUGCCUGCAUCGACGGGUCUGCCUCAGAGCACACUGAAUGAGGCUCACUCUCAUAAGAACACGCAAAGGUUGACUGCGCCCGCUGCUGCUCUGUGA
Kalmanozyma brasiliensis GHG001 is the source of this 2283-nucleotide messenger RNA. RefSeq names its product Monooxygenase, FAD-binding. Bases 1 to 2283 code for a protein of 760 amino acids. Gene Ontology annotation, molecular function: FAD binding. NCBI's taxonomy places the organism in Eukaryota, Fungi, Basidiomycota, Ustilaginomycetes, Ustilaginales. The record is from RefSeq and is a predicted model, not a curated record. The transcript has a single exon.